Messenger RNA from Drosophila montana, 2881 nucleotides. RefSeq names its product bZIP_ATF6 domain-containing protein ATf6 (gene Atf6). Gene Ontology annotation, molecular function: DNA-binding transcription factor activity, RNA polymerase II-specific; RNA polymerase II cis-regulatory region sequence-specific DNA binding. Lineage: Eukaryota; Metazoa; Arthropoda; Insecta; Diptera; Drosophilidae. Gene Ontology annotation, cellular component: nucleus. Bases 130 to 2769 code for a protein of 879 amino acids. The transcript is spliced from 3 exons. Gene Ontology annotation, biological process: regulation of transcription by RNA polymerase II; endoplasmic reticulum unfolded protein response. The record is from RefSeq and is a predicted model, not a curated record.
AUAUUCCUAUUUUGCUUUCGUCAACAAUUUGGUUGAAUGGGGAUUCGGUUCAUUGAGAGUAAAUAUAUAGCGUAAAUAAGGUAUGGGAAUCUAAUUAAAAGAUAAGAAUUUUUAAUAAUCGUCAAUGAAAUGGAUGUGGACGAAUGCUUUUAUGACGAAUUGUCGUCGUUUAUUUCGUCGCCCAAUGACUACGGCAUUAAUCAUGAUUUCGACGAGAUCAUAAGCUCGACUGUGUCGCAUCUAGAUGCGUCGUUGGACCUUAAUACGUUUUUACCCCAAGCUCGUGAAACUUCUUUACACAAUGACAAUUUGUUCUCCGAUUUAUUUCAAACAAUGCCAACUAGCCAUCAUGACUUGGAGCUCAAUUUUAACAAUAAUUCGGAAGCUGUCACGCAAAGUUGGACUGCAGCCUCAUCAGUGGAAGCAUCCGAAAGCGGGACAAAUUUGAUGACUAUUUGUAAUGAUACUACAGAAAUUGAAAAUUUAACAUGUGGUAAUCUGAUGGAGCACAUACAAGAUCGAGAUACUCCAUCUCCUACGGAAAGUUGUGACAGUUUCAGUGGCAGUUCGACAAGUGGAGUGCACAGCGACACCUCAGAUGCAUGGCAGAAUAGGCAACUAGACCAAAAUUAUAUGCCGUCUACCUUGCUCAAUGUCUCACAGUUGCCAAUGCCAUAUGUUCAAAGUUUUGCCAUUAAAAAUGAAGACAGUAUUGAAAAAAGCUUACAAAAGCAUGAGCUUUCAUCGUUGGCUCACAAUAAUCAGGAAUUAAAAGGGAAUUCUAUAGCCAAUACGGCAGUCGUUGCUCCGACUAGUUUAGGUCUAAAAAAGGUUCCGGCCACAGUUCACAUUCCUGUUAAUAUGGAUGAGAGCUUAGCUGCGAAACCGCAAAAACCCUGUCGAGACAAAAUGCAAAUUGAGCCUUCAACGGAAAGCGUCGGCAAAACUAAAACUAUAUUCCUUUCCACGAAUGACUACAAGGCACUCAUGGAUAAAAUUAACUUGAAUGGUUCUAAAGGAACUAAGAUUAAUGGAAGUGUCAAAACACAAAUCCCAAAAAUCGUGGUGAAGGCAGGAAAUGGUAAGGUAAAAGGCCACCAACAUAUGGUCGAUGGAACGAGUCCAACGGGUACACGCAGCUCCUCCAACUUGCUUAAAAAUCCGUAUCAUAUAUCACAUUCCAAUUGUAACCGUGACAGCUCUAUGGAGCCAGAACCCUUAAAUUACAAAUUCAAAAGAACGAUAGAUGAGAAGAUGUACAAAAAACAGCAACGGAUGAUUAAAAAUCGUCAAUCAGCUUCAUUGUCGCGACAAAAAAAAAAGGAAUAUGUCUUCUCAUUGGAGACCCGAUUAAAUAAUCUUGAGAAGGAGAACUAUACACUUAAAGGGGAAAAUUUGUCAUUGCGAAACCAACUUGUCGCUUAUGCCAAAACGUGCAAGUGCCGUAAAGGCAGUGCGUGUGAGUUUGUACUGCAUUCUUUAAGUUCAACUUCUCGACCUGACCAACACGUAAAAAUCGCUCCAAGACCAACUUCGAAAAGUUUUAAGCAGCAUAUGAAUGCAGCUACAGUUAAAAAGAAUAUUGCCGUGCUUUUUGCAAUGGCUUUCAUGGUCACUCUGAAUGCUGGAAAUUUUCAAUCAUAUUUAACUAACCAAAAUCAUGACGCGGAAAGCACUGCUGUCGUGUCCGAAUCGAAUGUAAACGACCCAAUUCCUAUUAGUCGUCGUCUACUUUGGGUGGAAUCUGAAGAGGAGUACAACGAGAAGCUAAACCAAAGCAAUCGUCAGCCAGAGGACUUAGCGAUGCCACCUUUACAUUUUCUACAUCCCACAAGUCGAAGUCAUAAUGUUACAAAAAGUGAGCGCUGGAAUUCUACGGUCUCUUCUAAGUUUAAUAGAGCAAACGAUCCGCCGCCUUUGAGUUACCCAAGUCCUUCAAAAUGUAAUGGUACUUGUGCUUCGUCCCACUCUAGUGACAACAAGUCGGAAUACUCUCGAUUGGCGUUUCAUUUAGAAAAACUAGCUAAUGCCAGUGGACACCUAAAAUUGAGCAUGAACACAAAAUUUAACAUUGAUCAGGAUAACUCACAUGGCUUUAAGUUUUCGACAGAUUAUUUGGAAUUACCUGAUAUGGAAAGACAACCUGCACGCCUUGGCAAACGUAAAAGUUUGUUAGGCUUUAAAGAGAUAUCAGAUAUUGAGCAUAAGCAACGGAAAAUGGAUAUACCCAGUCAUAAUAAAAAAAACACGCUUAAUGACAGCGAACCCAUUCAUCUUUUUAAAGGUAUUAAACGACAAGACGAUACAUUUUAUGUGCUCUCAUUUAAUACAGAUCACAUACUAUUAUCGCCGUCAACUUUUAAUAAAAGUUCCCGUCCGAAAAUGUCGUUGUUGUUACCUACAGCUGAACCAUCGCAAAAUGGCGACAUAAUGAUGAUGCAAGUCGACUGUGAGGUAUUCAAUACCAAGGAGGUUGAGCUUAAGUCGCACAUGAUACCUGCUGGAUUGCGGCCAAAUGUAACCAAGUGGCAAAUUAAACCAAAGCCCACUUCGAAUGUCAACAACAAAACACUAAGCAAUAGUAAGUUUAAUGACCCCUCUAUAAAGCACGAAAAACCUCGCGUACGCACAUACUUCAUGGUUGGACCGAAAAAUCAGGCAGCUGCAGCCGUGUCUCAAGAGAAGCCACGAUUAGUGGAGCUUAAUAAAAGCAUGGCUAAUAUUAGCAAGGUACACACUGCUGACUAUGAUCCUCGUUUACAUGGCUAACCCACAUUUAUUUCCUUAACUAAGUCUAGAUUUAUACUUUAUAUUUCAAAUGUUUUAUGUAAUUGUAUGUGUGAACCAUUAAAAAAUAAGUCUGCUGACAGAUUGUAAAAUA